Molecule: messenger RNA, 882 nt
Organism: Wickerhamiella sorbophila
Lineage: Eukaryota; Fungi; Ascomycota; Dipodascomycetes; Dipodascales; Trichomonascaceae
Exons: 2
Coding region: 1-882 (293 amino acids)
Cellular component (GO): nucleus
Molecular function (GO): metal ion binding
Source: RefSeq, a predicted model, not a curated record
AUGACUGGUGCGGAUAAUAAUGCGCUACUAGAGGAAAUAGCGCAGCUUGCUGGAGCAAUAAACAGACACAAAAGCAAAAAUCAUGGAUUCAAACCAUCGAGUUAUGGUAGUAGCUACGUUGCGCAGGACUCAUAUCGCGGGCGAGGCCGUGGACGGGGCCGUGGUGGCAAUCGAGGCGGAUUUCGGUCUCGGGGAGGUAGAUAUCGGGGCAAUUUCUCGCAAAGAAACCCCUAUAACUAUGAUGCCUCUGCUUCCCGACUAUCUCUUCCCAAGAUAGACAGUUUCUGCUCAAUAUACACUAGAACGGGAACAUGCUCCCAGGGACAAGCGUGCCGGUAUAUACACGAUGCUUCGAGAGUGGCCCUCUGCCGUGCGAGUCUCCAUGGGGAAUGUCGCAAUCCGACCUGUACAUUAAGCCACGAGCCAAACGAACAUAAUGCACCGCUGUGCACCCAUUUUGCCCAGGGCCGCUGCACAAGAGACGAUUGUAAAUAUACCCACAUGGUGAAUCUCACGAGGGAUGCGCCGACAUGCCGGGCUUUUGCUCUAGAAGGAUGGUGCGACGCCGGUGCCAAAUGUACCAAAUGUCAUAUCUAUCACUGUCCGGAUUUUGAAGAGUCGGGAGGCAAAUGCCCGCGGCCCCAGUGCCCGCUAAAGCAUGUUUUACGACUCAAAAAACCCGCACAGCCUUCUGAGCCCAAGGCUCAAGAAGAAAAAGUCAGUGUCAGUUCUCUUCUCCAAAGCCUGACCAGAGAAGAUGGCGAGGACGAAGAUGGCACUGAUACAUAUGAAAGCUCCUCUAGCGAUGAAGAUAUCGAACAUAGUUCGUCAACUGCCCCUGAGAACAGUUUGGCAGUGAAUGACGAUUUUGUCAGUCUGUAG